UUUCCAUUUUCUCUCUCACUACUCAUAAGUUAUUACCUACGCCACUUUCUCUCUCUUCACCGUUAACCUAAACACCACCGUCAGUAACCGCAUCGCAUGGCAGACACUCAGAGAAACAGAAACCGUCCCGCCGUUAUCAACAACCGUCAACCAAAUCGAUUGCAAAGCCGCGCUCCGUCGUCACUUCAAAUUAAUCGUACCGUCGAUUGGAACAUCGCGAUUCCACUUCUGUCGCCGGUGGCUUCGUCACCGCCGCCUCAGACUCAAGCAAAGAGGGAGGAGAUCAAGCCGCAGCAGCAGCGAAGACAGAUCGCAGAGGCGGAGAAGAUAGUUUUCAAGAAGUGGCAGCAUCCUGCGGCACCGUUUUGCUAUGAACCUGCUUCGGUUGUUCCACGCUUCUGUUAAUUUAACUGUAAAUUGAAAAAACGAUUAACAUUUUUAAUUUGUAUACAUAUACUUUGAUGAAUGAUGAUACACCUUAUUUUGUUUUUUGAAAAAGAAAUUAAAACAAAAUAAGGUUUUAUUACUUUAAUCUUAAAGCAUGUUAGAGAGUUUAAAUUACUAGUGUGAUUCCAUAAUUUUGUUUGAUUAUUUUUUUUUCUGUGAGAGUAUGAUUAGUGUAUAGGGCAAAGUUUUAAA
Trifolium pratense (red clover) is the source of this 639-nucleotide messenger RNA. RefSeq lists its product as uncharacterized. Bases 97 to 405 code for a protein of 102 amino acids. The record is from RefSeq and is a predicted model, not a curated record. The transcript has a single exon. Gene Ontology annotation, cellular component: cytoplasm; nucleus. NCBI's taxonomy places the organism in Eukaryota, Viridiplantae, Streptophyta, Magnoliopsida, Fabales, Fabaceae.